CCACACCUGUCUGCCAAGUGAGACCGAGAAGCGCCAGGAAGCCGCGAGGAGCAGCCAUGAGUCUCCCUGACUACAGAUCCCCCGGAAAACAGUCCACACCCAACUUCCACACGCACUCUCCGGUGGUGCAGCUCAACAUCGGCGGACAGCUGUUCAGCACGACGCUGAGCACCCUGCGCCGCUGCCCGGACUCCAAGCUGGCCGACAUGUUCGCGGGACCGCCGAAACUCCGCGCCGACGCCGACGGCCGCUUCUUCCUCGACAGGGACGGCAGGCACUUCGGGCCCAUCCUCGAGUUUCUGCGCACGGGGAGGCUGCCCACGGAGCACGUGCGGGAGGUGUACGCCGAGGCCGUCUUCUACGGCAUCGCGCCGCUGGUCAAGCAGCUGGAGGAUUCGCCGCAGCUUUUUGGGGAGACGGUGGCCAGGCGGCAGUUCCUGGCCAGGGUGCCCAACUACGCGGAGAACCUGGAGCUGAUCGUACGCAUAGCCCGGGCCGAGGCCAUGGCCGCCCGCCAUUCCAGCGUCGUCGUGUGCGUUCUGAGGACGGAGGAGGACGUGAGCCGCUACAAAGAUGCCGUCAACAGCCUGGACGCAGCCAAGGAGUCGGCGGUGAGGUUCGGGCCCUGGAAGGCGGCGCCCACCGUCUCAGACCUACUUGACUGCAUCAAAAUGGACAUUGAGGCCAAAGGCUACAGGAUCAGCUUUAAGCCCCACAGUGCAGAGAAGGGCUUCUCGUUCAAGAGUUACGACUUCUUCUACAAGAUCAUUUUCACUUGGUGGUAA
Molecule: messenger RNA, 785 nt
Organism: Scleropages formosus (Asian bonytongue)
Lineage: Eukaryota; Metazoa; Chordata; Actinopteri; Osteoglossiformes; Osteoglossidae
Gene: kctd14
Product: potassium channel tetramerization domain containing 14
Exons: 2
Coding region: 57-785 (242 amino acids)
Biological process (GO): protein homooligomerization
Molecular function (GO): protein binding
Source: RefSeq, a predicted model, not a curated record